GCUUCUUUUCCGGUGUGUCGGGUGUAACGGCUAGCUUGACUCCGUUGGAAUAUGGUGUCCAUGAUGACAACUUGAAAACCCCCAACAUCAGUCAGAGCAGAGACUACCUGCUGGAUCCAGUUCGGUGGAAAUGAAACCGGGCCCGUGUCCGUUCGGGAGCCGCUCGGCGGGGUAACGUCCUCCGGCGGUCUGGCUAACAUGAACCGGAGCGGCCGCGGCUUUUGUUUACAUCCAGUCCAGAUGAUGGUGAUGAUGGGCCCGGAGAGGCGUGUUGGCUAACCCCGCUACCCGAGCUGCUUCCAGGGAAGGAGUCAUCGGAGAACCGCGCUGCGUUUGGACCGGAGAGGUCCGUCCGAGCUGCCGCCGCCUGAAGGUGAUGGACGCAUCGCCUCAGGACCCCCCUCUCAUGGCCAUGGACCUAUCGAAGAGCUACACCCCGCUGACCCGCAGUCGCAACGAAGCGGUAGACUUGCCCAAAAAGCCAGAGUGGUACCACAGACGACCGACGACCUGCAGCGCAGACGGCGCCUCCGUGUACAGAACCAGGGCGUCGUCUUCCUACAGCCCGCUGUCUCAGCCGGGGGUCCCCGUCCGCUGUAGAGACAUUGAGCAGGGACCGGAGGCUUUGGGGAGCUACAUGAAUUCAACCUUGGCUCCAGGGCUGGAUCUUUUUCACAGCAGAGCACAUGGUAACCUGUGGCACGACGGUUACUACGGAGCCGACCAAAGCGGGGACCCAGUUCCAGAAAGCAGCGGCGCAGAGGAAAGCGACAGUGGCUCUGAUGUCAUCUUCCUGGUUUCCUCUGCGAAGGAGCCUCUUUUGUGCGGCUCCUUCAUCCAGGACAGCAUGAGGCACAUGGUGGAGCCCGUGUCCCCCGCCAUGUCCUCCCUGGAUGAAGGAAGAGGUUGCUAUCUCCUACCUCAGCCCAUGAGCUCCCCGAGUGCCGACAGUUCGUACUCGGAGGACUCGUCGGGCAGCACUGUAGACAUUCAAGUGCAUCACACCAGGCCUGUAGUCCUCAUUUCAGAUCUCAAUGGGGUUUACGGACACCCUGGUCGAUCCGUCGCGGAUGUUUCAAGCGACGACAGUGACGUCAUCGAAGUUUCUGUCACUAAUCAUAAGAAGGAAAGGGGCGGUUACAGGAAAGAUUUGCCGAAAAUAAAGAGCAGGGAUGAAAAAGCGUCAGGCGGGGAGGUUCGGCGCAGUGCGAGGGUUAGAAAAUCAGAGUCAGAAACGCCUCGGGUGACCUGCGGUGCGUCACGGCACAGCCUGAGAAGACGAGUGAAAAACGAUGCUGUGGGUAUUUAUAACGAAAGCGGAGACUCUGAGGACUUGAUCGAGUACGCGUUGAUGUUUUCCAGCUCAGAGGAAUCUGUCUCACAGCCAAGUUUGCCACAAAAAGCCAGGAGCCGCUCAGAGGAGUCGAAUGGGGACGUCCAAAGUGACAGGAAGUCUCCGCCAAAGGAAUCUCAGUUCCAAAAACGUUUGAAUUCAGAGCGAAAAAGCCCUCUGAAUCUUCCCAAACCUAAAAAGGUACGAAAAAUGAAGCAGAAACCGAUCUGCAGAAUCCUACGGCCAGAGCAGCAGAAGGUUUCUGUUAGUAAGAGCACAGCUGUAAAAAAACAGAUUGUAAGACGAAAAAGAAAAAGGCCCCCAAAGACUGGCCCCUCUGCUUUGUUCUCUCCCAGAGAGUCUGAAAUUAUGCUCAAAUAUGCAAAAAAUAAAGACAAGAAGGACAGAAAACCUGCCAGUUUCUGCCCGUUUGUCCACAUGGAGCAGCACCUGUGCAGGGUGGUCAACUACCAAGAGGAGGAGGGGGCGGUUUGCAGCAGCAAAGGAGGACAAACUGUCCCCAAAUCUCUAUCUGGGUUUGUUCCUUGCACGUCCUGCUUUCAGCUGGGUCGACCCAACGCAGAGAGCAGCAGUCUGGACCAACUGUCGUGCUGCCUGUGUGGAUGGGCGGCUAACACCAAGGGCCUCGGAGACCUUCAUGGCCCCUACUAUCCUGCAGUCUCUUCUAUAGACGGUCAGACGUGCAGAGCUGAGCAGAAACUCUCCAAUGGUCAUUUGCCAAACUCCUCCAAGGACGACUGCCCUCCUGAUAAAUCUUCGCUUAGAGGCGACAAAGGCCGUCCCACGGAGGAGCGUUUGUGUCUGAGCGAGUGUUGGAUCCACGAGGACUGUGGGAUCUGGUCCGCCGGUGUCUUCCUUGUCCGGGGAAAGCUGUAUGGAUUGGAAGAAGCUGCCCGAAUUGCACAGGAAACAAUUUGUUCAACCUGCCAUCAGACGGGUGCAAUAAUGGGUUGUUUUCUGAAGGGCUGCCUGAGAAAUUAUCACUACACAUGUGCUAUUCAGUCAGGCUGCAUCCUAAAUGAGGAGAACUUCUCAAUGAGAUGUCCGGAACAUAAGAACAAAACUUUCCCACCUGCUGCCAGACAAGACAAGACAUGACACUAAAGACAUGCGGGGGCCUUGGAGAACGCUCCACUGAUCUCCUCAGGGUGUGACUACAGCUGCGCGGCUUCACCUUUUCACACUUUUCUAAUUCUAAUGAACUCGAGCAGAAUUUCGGAUGGAGGCCGGACCUUUCAGUAAGGCUUCCCGGCUUCACUUGUCACGACUGAUUCAGGGUCCACUUAAUUUAUUUUCACGUAUUCCCCCUUUUGUUUUCUUCCCUUCGUGUUCUUUAAUGUUUCGCACACUCACUCACAUUGACUACAGGUGUUUGCAUUUGUUCCUUUUCUUGGAGAUUCUUCCUUCGACUAGCUGCUAACAACUACAUUUUAAUAACUGAACAUAGAUGUUAUAUCAGAGUUUUAUCGACCUCUUGCAUAGAACACGUCUCAUGCAAGAGGCCACUUUUCUACAAGUUUUUUGUACAACUUUUUUAUUCCUUUUAAUGCUUUGGUUGUAUGUAUUUCCCUUCUGGUUGCAUGCGCAGCUGACCUUUGCUGCAUUGCACUUUAUACUAUAGUUUUCUAUUAGUUAUUUAAACCUGUUCCUUCUUUUUCUACUAAAAUUAUUUAAAUCUGAUAUAAAGCUGCACUAAGCUACAGUUAAUCUGUAAAAUUAUUUAGAGUUAAUGUCUGAAUAUAGAAAAUCCUUCUGUCCUUGUUUACUAAUA
Messenger RNA from Cyprinodon tularosa, 3125 nucleotides. RefSeq names its product transcription factor 20. Bases 377 to 2452 code for a protein of 691 amino acids. Gene Ontology annotation, cellular component: nucleus. The record is from RefSeq and is a predicted model, not a curated record. The transcript is spliced from 6 exons. NCBI's taxonomy places the organism in Eukaryota, Metazoa, Chordata, Actinopteri, Cyprinodontiformes, Cyprinodontidae. Gene Ontology annotation, biological process: regulation of transcription by RNA polymerase II.